This is a messenger RNA of Euleptes europaea (tarantolino), 674 nucleotides long. RefSeq names its product twist-related protein 2-like. The record is from RefSeq and is a predicted model, not a curated record. The transcript is spliced from 2 exons. Gene Ontology annotation, biological process: developmental process; regulation of transcription by RNA polymerase II. Lineage: Eukaryota; Metazoa; Chordata; Lepidosauria; Squamata; Sphaerodactylidae. Gene Ontology annotation, molecular function: RNA polymerase II transcription regulatory region sequence-specific DNA binding; DNA-binding transcription factor activity, RNA polymerase II-specific; protein dimerization activity. The coding region runs from base 36 to 605 and encodes 189 amino acids.
GUCGCUCUGCUUAAGCCUCAGGUGGUCUUGCUCGGAUGCACUGCGGCCUAUUCGGUUCGCAUUCCAGCACCCAUCGAGAAAGACGGGAAGCGAGUUUGUCGACGAUGAAAGAGGAAGGCAUGUGUCCGGACUCGCCGGAAGGCAGCUUGGUCACCAGUGAGGAAGAAAGCGAGAGGUUACCCAAGAAGGGCCUUCGCAAGAGGAGCCAGCUGGGCAAGCCGUUGACAUCGUCAGCCCCGCACGAGUGCAGCCCUCCUUCCCCGCAGGGCAAGCGCAGCAAACGUAGCCCUGUGCCGCAGACCUUUGAGGACAUGCACACCCAGCGGGUGAUUGCCAACGUGCGGGAGCGCCAGCGCACCCAGUCGCUGAACGAUGCCUUCGCCGAGCUCCGCAAAAUCAUCCCUACACUGCCUUCCGACAAGCUCAGCAAGAUCCAGACGCUCAAGCUGGCCUCCCGCUACAUCGAUUUCCUCUACCAGGUCCUGCAGAGCGAUGAACUGGACCACAAGAUCUCCAGCUGCAACUACCUGGCCCACGAGAGGCUUAGCUACGCCUUCUCGGUCUGGAGGAUGGAAGGGGCCUGGUCCAUGUCAACAUCCCACUGAGAUCCGUUUGGAAGGUAGACUCAGGAAGAAAGCCACCAUGCGCCAUGCUUGGGCCUCAGAGAAGAGCAG